AUGUCAGUUCCGGUCGUUAUUGUGACAGGCUGCUCUAAAGGAGGUAUAGGGUUUGCACUAUGCGAAGAAUUCGCUGCUAGGGGAUGCAUAGUAUACGCAACAGCUCGCCGUCCGGAAAGCAUGGAGGGCUUUCGGCACGAGAAUAUCCACGCUCUCAAACUUGAUGUCACGAACGAAGCGGAAACGCGGUCAGUCGUGAACACAGCCAUCGAGAAAGAAGGCAGGAUCGACAUCGUGGUCAAUUGCGCUGCAGUAGCUUGCGUAGGGCCCAUGUGCGAUAUUCCCGCAGACGACGUUGCUGCCGUAUUCAAUACCAACGUAUUCGGCCCUCUACACAUGUAUCGCGCCGUCUUUCCUCACAUGGCCUCACGGAAAGUUGGCACCAUCGUCAAUGUAGGGUCCAUCUCUGGUUUCGCAGGGACACCGUGGUUAGGCGUGUACGUCGGGACGAAGGCAGCCCUCGAGCGUAUCUCGGAGGUUCAGUACAUGGAAGCCCGGCCGUUCAAUGUCUCGGUGAUGCAUGUCUCGCCGGGCAUGGUCAAGUCCAACAUGAACGACACGUCGCUCUCGCAGAUACGUAUCGCUCCGGAUAGUAUAUACUCGGGGUGGCUGGAUUCGAUGCGCGGCUUGGCGGCCACCGAAGGUAUACCUACGGAACAGUUCGCGCAGCGAGUCGUGUCCGCUGCACUCAGUGCGAGUCCUCCAAGACACCUUCUCAGUGGGAAGAUGUCGUCGAUCGUGUGGUUCUGCCAAUGGUUGCCGCGGGGCUGGCUCUUGAGGAAGAUGUGGGAUGCUGUCGCGGGACUUCCGAAGCCGAAGGCUCAGUAG
This is a messenger RNA of Rhodofomes roseus, 828 nucleotides long. RefSeq names its product NAD-P-binding protein. The transcript has 4 exons. The record is from RefSeq and is a predicted model, not a curated record. NCBI's taxonomy places the organism in Eukaryota, Fungi, Basidiomycota, Agaricomycetes, Polyporales, Fomitopsidaceae. Gene Ontology annotation, cellular component: endoplasmic reticulum. The coding region runs from base 1 to 828 and encodes 275 amino acids.